AUGACAUCCGCCGAGCCGCCGUUUGGCGUUGAGUUUUGGGCGUCGAAACCAACGUAAAAACGUCCAGCGCUCGUGCUGUCGACCGUUCACUGCGGUUCACAUGUACCGUUUCGCGCACGAGGAAUCCACACUCGUCAAGAUUCUCAACCUCAGCUUCGCAUCCCGCACGAACGCAGGCGCUCGAGGAAGGGACGGGAAGAGAAGAUAAACCCCACGACCUGCUUCGACCCUCCGUUCCCAUGUCCCCCUCGCCCUCUUUCUUUGGUAAAGCUGCGUUUUUGGCCCAUCUUUCUCGGUGCCCAGAAGCUCCGAGGGGGAAGAAAGUCGGCUCCUCCCUUCUGGGUUUUGGCUGUUGGUCGAGUCUUGGGGGGGUUAGAUGGCGGAUGUGGUUCGACUGUCUUCAUUGCGCUUCUCUUCUUCUCCUUCUUCUUCGUCUCUGACGCCGUCCUCUUCGCGCCAGCGUGGUGCCCUCUGCCCUCCUCCUCAUAAGCUCCACAGGUGGUCCGAUGCUUCUGCGAAUUGCUCCUACGGUGGUGGCGUUGCGGGUCUUGGUUUCGGACCCCGAAAGCGAUUUGCCUCUUUGAAGGCACAUGCGACUGUCACUGAAACGGACCAGCCAAAAUGGUGGGAGAGGAAUGCUGGACCCAAUAUGGUUGACAUUCAUUCUACACAAGAGUUUUUGAGUGCGUUAAGUCAAGCUGGAGAGAGACUAGUAAUUGUUGAAUUUUAUGGGACCUGGUGUGCUUCUUGCAAAGCAUUAUUUCCCAAACUCUGCAGGACAGCCCAGGAACACCCUGAAAUCUUAUUCCUAAAAGUCAAUUUUGAUGAGAAUAAGCCAAUGUGCAAAAAUUUGAAUGUGAAAGUGCUUCCUUAUUUUCACUUCUAUCGUGGUGCUGAUGGACAACUGGAGUCCUUUUCAUGUUCACUUGCAAAGUUCCGAAAAAUUAAGGAUGCCAUCCAAAUGCAUAACUCUGACCGUUGCAGCAUCGGACCACCUAAAGGGGUCGGUGACCUUAUUCUAGAACCUGCUUCUCCUUGGAAGGAUGUAUCAGCAGAAGCAACUUCCACCUAAAAAUUCAUAUCAUACUAAAUCUGCUAUAGUACAGCAAGCAGUCUCGACAUGUAUAUUUACACCACCAUGGUGAAGCGACAUUCGUAAGUUGUUUUCCGAUUGCAUAUUUGCAAUUCUUGAAGAAUUUUUGGCUUUGGCUAUGGAUGUCCUUAGUUUGAAGCAUCAAAUGCAAAUCUAAUUCU
This is a messenger RNA of Eucalyptus grandis, 1254 nucleotides long. RefSeq names its product thioredoxin-like 2, chloroplastic. Gene Ontology annotation, biological process: cell redox homeostasis. Lineage: Eukaryota; Viridiplantae; Streptophyta; Magnoliopsida; Myrtales; Myrtaceae. The record is from RefSeq and is a predicted model, not a curated record. The transcript has 4 exons. The coding region runs from base 377 to 1072 and encodes 231 amino acids.